Messenger RNA from Musca vetustissima, 1215 nucleotides. It is a transcript of the gene IFT57, whose product is annotated as intraflagellar transport protein 57 homolog. NCBI's taxonomy places the organism in Eukaryota, Metazoa, Arthropoda, Insecta, Diptera, Muscidae. Gene Ontology annotation, biological process: intraciliary transport; non-motile cilium assembly. The record is from RefSeq and is a predicted model, not a curated record. The coding region runs from base 1 to 1215 and encodes 404 amino acids. Gene Ontology annotation, cellular component: Golgi apparatus; cilium; intraciliary transport particle B. The transcript is spliced from 3 exons.
AUGGAAGAUAUACCGAAUUCCGCCGAUCCCAAUAAUUUACCAUUGCUCAACUUUCAAUCGGAUGAUCUGUUGGAAAAACUAAAGUUACUAAAUUACGAAAAGAAUUUGCUAAGUGAAUUAAAAAUGAAGCCGCUGUCACGUUUCUAUUUCGUUAAAUCGACCAACCCUGGGGAACAGUUUUUCAUGUUUACCAUCAUCUGUUGGUGGUUGUGUCAAAAGUUGGGCAAGACACUGCAACGGCCACAGGAAUAUGAUGAUCCCAAUGAUGUUAUAAAUCGCAUAAUUGGAGUUCUCGAAGAAAUGGACGUGACCAUUGAUUUUGCACCGACAAAAUUAAUACGUGGCGCGGGGCACCAGUGUAUUUAUGUUUUGGACACAUUGGCCACACAGGCCAUUAAAGUUAUGAAAAUGUCCUGUCAACGUUUACACAUCGCCCAAGAGGAUGAGGUGGCCAAUGAUUAUUUGGAAGAUAAUGCGGAGAUUAUUUUGGAACGUAUCGAGGAUGAACAGAAUGAGGCAAUGAGUGAUGAUGAUAAUAGUGAAUUGGAUUUAAAUCAAAAUUCACUGAGGCAAUGGAGUCAAAGGAAGAGGAAUACUCAUCAGGCGAAUCAACUACUGGAUAAUGAGGGAAAUAGUUUACAGGUGACAGAUAAGUUGACAGAUCAACAGUCAUGGCGUUUGGAAUUUGAACAAGUUCUGCCACACCUAAAAGUGUAUGUGAGAAGUGAUGUGCGGGACUGGAGGGCACAUAUGAAUCAAAUGGAUUCGUUGAAGUCGAGUAUAACAGAGGCCACCGAAAGUACCCAACUGGAGUUGAAGAAACUCCACAAUGAAUUCACCUUCACUUUAGAGAAAAUUGAGAGUCGUGAAAAACACUUAAAUAAUGAGCUGCAUAAUUUAAUAACCCAAUAUAAGGAUGUCUCCAUUGAAUUGUCGAACAUCCAAUAUGCCCAUAAUCAGGUGUUGGAAGAGACUGAGCGUUCUGUGGAUCAGUUGAAAUCUGUGAUAGCUGAAAAUGACAACAAGAAGGCGGAAAUGGAAAGGAGAGGGCAAAUGAUGUCGGAUAGUAGUUUCGUAAUGACCAUCAAGAAAGCUGUGGCCAAACUCAAAGACGAUGUGGCCCAUUUGAAUUUGGAAGUGGCCCUGUUGGUUAAUGGCAUUGAUCGUGAUAUACUAAAGCAUACUGGACCUUCUGUGGAAAUUGAAAAAUUUUAA